Dipodomys ordii (Ord's kangaroo rat) is the source of this 1289-nucleotide messenger RNA. RefSeq names its product Fc receptor-like B (gene Fcrlb). The coding region runs from base 12 to 1289 and encodes 425 amino acids. Gene Ontology annotation, molecular function: transmembrane signaling receptor activity. The transcript is spliced from 6 exons. Gene Ontology annotation, biological process: negative regulation of immune response; cell surface receptor signaling pathway. The record is from RefSeq and is a predicted model, not a curated record. Lineage: Eukaryota; Metazoa; Chordata; Mammalia; Rodentia; Heteromyidae.
GCAGAUUCAUCAUGUGGAUAACUGCAGCGCUCCUGCUCCUGGUUCCAAGCAGAGGGCAAGCUGCUACUCUGGAGAAGCCUAUACUUUCUCUACACCCACCUUGGACCACAAUCUUCAAGGGAGAGCGUGUGACUUUACGGUGUGAUGGAUACCACCCUCUGCUCCUGGAGCUCCGGCCCAUCAGCACACUGUGGUAUUUGGGCCAUGCCCUCUUGCCCUCUCACAAGAAGAGUAUUGAGGUGCAGACACCAGGAGUGUAUCGAUGCCAGACACGGGGAGCACCUGUCAGUGACCCUAUCCAUCUCUCUGUAUCCAAUGACUGGCUGAUCCUGCAGGUGCCCUAUGCUGCGGUGUUCGAGGGAGAACCGCUGAUCAUGCGGUGCCGGGGCUGGUAUGACAAGGUCGUCUACAAACUUCACUACUACCACGAUGGCCAGGCCGUGCGCUACUUCCACUCUAGUACUAACUACACGGUGUUGCAGGCCCGCGCCAGCGACAGUGGGCGUUACCAGUGCUCUGGCACCAUGCGCAUCCCGGUGGAGAGCGCGCCCAUGUUCUCUGCCAAGGUGGCAGUGACCGUGCAAGAGCUGUUCCGUACGCCGGUGCUGCGGAUGCUGGGCGCGCAAGAGGCACGUGGUGCGCCCCACAGCGCAGUGGUCUUGCGCUGCGAGACUCGCCUGCACCCGCAGAAGCGCGACACCCCGCUACACUUCGCCUUCUACAAGUACAGCCGCCCGGUGCGCCGCUUCGACUGGGGCGCGGAGUACACGGUCCCCGAGCCCGAGGUCGAAGAGCUCGAAUCCUACUGGUGCGAGGCAUCUACAGUGACCCGUAGCGUCCGGAAACGCAGCCCGUGGCUGCAGCUCCCGGGGCGGGGCAACCUGGAUGACGCGUUCACCACCGCCUCGGCCCCACAGGCUGCGGACUUGGCACCGGGUGACAAACCACUCUCCUUCAGAAAGCCCCUGGCGUCCAGAUCGGUCCCGCCCGUCACCUCUGUCCCCAACACCACCUCGGCGGGGCUGCAGCCCCCGGUCCCCCGCGUGCCCACCUCGGGGCCGGCCGCCUGCGCCCCGCCCGCGCCCUUGGAGCAAUCGGCGGGCUCUCAGACACCCAACGUGGACCUUCUGCUCCGAGAAAUGCAGCUGCUUAAAAGGCUUUUGAACCGGGUAGUCCUAGAAUUAAAGGAGCCCCCGGGUCUCCCAGAGCUCAGCGGCACACCUGAGACCCCCAGCUCCCACUACGCAGAGAACCUAGCGACCCCAAAGACCACUCCUGUGGGGAACUGA